UCCACUUAAAGCUCGCAACGACCGUGGAAUCAUUUCAUCCUUGUUGGUUAUCAAAUAUUAAACAAGGAUAAGCAACGCUCAUGAGCGUUGCGGGCGUUAAGUGGAACGCACCCCAAGGCGGCAAGGCCCCUCCAUUAAUACAAGCUCUAUGAUGAUGAAUGAGAAAGAUAAAAUGACUUAUGUUCACUUUAUUGCAGCACGUGCGACUUUUAUUUUACUAUUAAUGUGAACUCUCCUUAAAUGUGGUGAAGAAAAAUUUAGCCAAAAAGAGGAAACGAGUGAAAUGGAGUAUUUCAAAAGCAGCCUGAAGUCCGUCUUGGGGACCGCUCCCGCCGGCACGCAGCCAACGGGCGCCGAGACUGUGGAGAAACUGGUAGACAGAUUGCAAUCUUCUACUCUGCUCGACGAUCGAAGGGAUGCCUGCCGCGCGCUCAAGGCCUUAUCACGCACAUAUCGCGUGGAAGUGGGUGCAAUAGGAAUGGAUGCACUGCGACAGGUACUGGAGAUUGACAGAACGGAUUGCGAGAUAAUCAGCUUGGCCUUGGACACCUUGUGCAAUAUAACAAAUCCCGAGAUGUUCGAGGAAGAGGAUAAGAUGGAUAAACACGGGUUUACCAACAAGAUAGGAGAGCAGUUUACAGAAAUAUUUAUUAAGAACCCAGACAGCGUUGGUUUAGUGCUGACGUUUCUCGAAGAGUUUGAUUUUCGCGUUAGGUGGCCAGCAUUAAACUUACUGACACAUUUGUUGGAAAACAGAUCUAAAGAUAUUCAGGAGAUAAUCUUGAUCAGUCCAAUGGGUGUUUCUAAGUUAAUGGAUUUACUGAGUGAUAACAGAGAAGUUAUACGCAAUGGAGUGUUGUUACUGCUCAUCCAGCUGACAAAAGGCAAUGCCAAUAUACAAAAAAUAGUGGCAUUUGAAAAUGCAUUUGAUCGCAUAUUUGAUGUUAUUGAGCAAGAGGGCAAUGCGGAUGGCGGUAUCGUUGUGGAAGAUUGCCUCUUAUUAAUGUUAAAUCUUCUUCGAGGAAAUGUUAGUAAUCAAAACUUCUUUAAAGAAGGUAGUUAUAUUCAGAAACUGACACCAAUGUUUCAAAUUCCCAAUGAGAUGGAGGAUAGCAAUUUUGGUGGUUGGAGUCCUCAGAAAGUGUCUAAUGUUCACUGCAUGGUGCAAGUUGUACGAGCGUUAGUAGCACCGAGUGCUCCUGCUCAAGCAGUUGCAGCUUGUCAACGAACUAUGAGAGCGUGCGGAUUAUUGCAAGCAUUGUGCGAUAUCUUAAUGGCCAGUGGAGUGCCAGCAGAUGUAUUAACAGAGACAAUUAACACUGUAGCGGAAGUAAUAAGAGGAAAUGCUAGUAAUCAAGAAUUUUUGGCGGGUGUUAUGGCACCGAGCACUCCUCCGAGGCCGGCUAUCGUCGUUUUAUUGAUGUCCAUGGUGAAUGAAAAACAACCGUUUGUUUUGCGAUGUUCAGUAUUAUAUUGCUUCCAAUGCUUUCUGUAUAAGAACGAGGUGGGACAGACGCAGUUAAUUCAGACUUUAUUACCGCAAGGCAACGAGGCGCCGUCGCUAACUACAGGACAGUUGCUGUGUAGUGGACUGUUCUCUAUGGAUUCUCUAUCGAAUUGGUUCUCCGCAGUGGCGUUGUCUCACGCUCUGAUCGAAAACAUAAGUCAGAAGGAGCAACUUCUAAGAGUACUCCUCGCAACUAAUAUUGGAAAACCACCAGUGACGCUUAUGCAACAGUGCGUUAUGCUAUUGCAGCAAGGUAAUAAAACUCAGUGUAAAUUGGGCCUGCUGAUUCUGCUUUGUCGUUGGACAUCGUAUUGUCCGCUCGCAGUAAAAUCGUUUCUGGCUAUCGACUCUUCGGUAGCAUAUUUAACAGCCCUGUUAUCAUCGCAAGAAAAUAACGACGAUUUACAAGAGACCUUGCUGCAGUGUAUGUGUGCCUUACUCAUUGGUAUUUGCGUACACUUUAACGAUAAUAGCGUACCCACUUAUACAAAGGAAAAAGUAUGCAAUUUGAUUGAGAAUAGAAUAGGUUUAGAAAAAUUUCAAGAUGCAACCGGUAGUAUUGCCAGACACGAAAUAUAUUCUCGAACAUUGAAACACCCACAGCCUUCUGCUAAAAAUCCGUCGGAGCUUUUAUUGGAUCACGAAUUUUGUAGAUUGCUAAAAAGUUUGGAAGGCGUUAUAAUAAAAUCGGUGAUAGAGGCUAAUAAUGAACAUCAAAAUAGAAAUCAAUUAUCUGUGAUGAACUUAUCUGAUAGUACGUUAGUUUCACAGUACAAAGAUCUUAUUAGAGAGCAAGAUAUACAAAUUCAAAGACUAAAUCAAGCUAAUAAUUUUCUUACGAAAGAAAAACAAGAACUUGAGGCACAAGUACAAGAACUUCGAUCAACUGUCAGUCAUUUACGAGAUCAAAACUUGGUUCUUCGAGCUGCACAGGCUAAUACAGGAGAUGGGAAAGAGACAAUUGCUUCUAACAAUGAUGUAGAUUUAGAAAAGGAAUUACAAAAAUAUAAAACAAUGGUUGCAGAUUUAGAAAAUCGUUUAGCGGAAUAUACACAAAUAAUGCAACAGCACAAUGAGAAGAACAAGGAAAAUAAAGAAUCAGAACUAGAGUAUCAAUUGAAAUCGAAGACAGAUGAACUUGAAAAAUUAAGGAAAGAUCAAGAAGAUCUUUUGGAACUUUUGACGGAUCAAGAUAGUAAAAUUACAAUGUAUAAAGAAAGAUUAAUUGAAUUAGGAGAUAAGAUUGAGUCUGAUGAAAGUUCAGGGGAACUUGAUACAGAUGAUCAACCAGAAUCAAGUAAUUAAGAUGUUCUAAUUGUCAUUCCUUCAGAUGAAUUGAUAAUAGAAUUUUUAUAUCAACAAAAAAGUUUUCUUUUUUACGUGUUUUAAGAUUUCUCUUAUUUUAUGUAUAAAUGUGAACAUAUAAACAUAUAAAACAUAUGCAAGUGUAUAUUUACACAUUCGCAAGUAUUGUGUACACAAGUACAUGUACACAGUUGUAUAAAUAAAUACAUUUAGUCACGUUCUCUAGAAAA
Messenger RNA from Monomorium pharaonis (pharaoh ant), 3042 nucleotides. It is a transcript of the gene p115, whose product is annotated as general vesicular transport factor p115. The record is from RefSeq and is a predicted model, not a curated record. Gene Ontology annotation, biological process: endoplasmic reticulum to Golgi vesicle-mediated transport; intracellular protein transport; vesicle fusion with Golgi apparatus. Gene Ontology annotation, cellular component: ER to Golgi transport vesicle membrane; Golgi membrane; Golgi stack. The transcript is spliced from 13 exons. Bases 284 to 2812 code for a protein of 842 amino acids. NCBI's taxonomy places the organism in Eukaryota, Metazoa, Arthropoda, Insecta, Hymenoptera, Formicidae.